Drosophila erecta is the source of this 1128-nucleotide messenger RNA. Its product is annotated as transmembrane protein 147. Bases 282 to 965 code for a protein of 227 amino acids. Lineage: Eukaryota; Metazoa; Arthropoda; Insecta; Diptera; Drosophilidae. The transcript has 4 exons. The record is from RefSeq and is a predicted model, not a curated record.
CACGACAGAGAUUUAGCAGCAUUAAAACUGUUGCUACUUCUUCUCUUUUCUGUCCAUGUUUAAUUUUUAAUAUAUAUUUAAAUAAUGUUUUUAAAUUAUUUGUUUUUGUUUAAAUCUCACCAACAAAACUAGCUUGUUUUUCAUUAUCAGCCUGCCAUGCCGUCAGCCCUGUUAUGCACAUAUCGAUAACCAACGGCGAGCAACGCUAGUUUUUUUCUUUUCAACUUUUAAUUCUUCUCUUAAUUAAGCCAAAAUAAAAUAGUCAUAGUUUAUCAAAGAAAAUGACACUGUACCACUUUGGAAAUUGCGUGGCCCUGCUGACGCCGUACUACUUCACCUACAAAUACUCCGGCCUAUCAGAAUAUGGAGCCUUCUGGAAGUGCGUGCAGGCGGGAGGCAUUUAUAUAUUCACACAGCUCGUCAAGAUGCUAGUGCUGGCCACAUUCUUCUACUCGGACGCUCCAUCCACCAGCGGCGAGUUUAACUUCUUUGCGGAGAUCCUCCGCUGCAGCGUGGACAUCGCCGAUUUGCUUGGAUUCGCACUAAUCUUGAGUCGCAUUCCCGGCAAGGGUCAUUCAAAGCUUAUUACGGCUGGACUUGGAUGGGCCACCGCCGAAGUAAUUCUUUCCCGAGGUAUCAUGCUGUGGGUGGGAGCCCGAGGCACCGAGUUCAGUUGGAUCUACAUACUCAAGUGUCUGGAGUCUAACGUGCUUCUCGUGCAGCACAUCACUACGGCCACCCUGAUUUGGCUCUUUACUCGUCACGAUUUAAACAAGGCGUUAAAGCCGCUGGUUAGUCUGCUUCUGGCGGUGACUGUUUUCAAAGGCGUCUGGCUGGAGGGCAUGCUCCACAUCCUGACCAUUGGACCGUGGCUGACGGUGGCUGUGAAAGCGCUGGUGGCGGCCGUAAUUGGAUUCUGCACACUGCACAUCUAUUCGGGUCUGGCCCAGCAGAUCGGAAUUUAAGCAAUUGUGCCAAACACUCUGUAUUCCUUUGUUUUUGUAACUGGUUUAUUUUUUGGUGUUGUCAGAGAUAGAGAUUUUGUAACAAGGACAACAAUUACGGUUUAGAGAAUUACCCCAAAUGUUAAUGAAUUAUAGCUACGAUAAAGUAAUAGUAACAAAGAUA